This is a messenger RNA of Neohortaea acidophila, 1500 nucleotides long. RefSeq names its product FAD-dependent pyridine nucleotide-disulfide oxidoreductase. The transcript has a single exon. Lineage: Eukaryota; Fungi; Ascomycota; Dothideomycetes; Mycosphaerellales; Teratosphaeriaceae. Bases 1 to 1500 code for a protein of 499 amino acids. Gene Ontology annotation, molecular function: oxidoreductase activity; flavin adenine dinucleotide binding. The record is from RefSeq and is a predicted model, not a curated record.
AUGUCGACUGCCUCGAGUGUGAAACGGUUCGAUGCGAUCGUCAUUGGGUCCGGGCAAGGUGGAACGCCGCUCGCAUCCGCACUUGCACAAGCAGGCAAGCAAACCGCAUUGAUCGAAAAAGCCCACAUCGGGGGCUGCUGCAUCAAUGAAGGAUGUACUCCGACCAAGACAAUGGUUGCUAGUGGUCGAGCGGCAUAUAUCGUCUCCCGCGCAAGCGAUUACGGAGUGUGGAACUUGUCAAAUCCCCAUGCCGGGAAAGCCGACGAUCUCUCGGCGAGUAAGCCAGAUCGCGGUUGGGAUCAGAUCCGCGGGGUCGUGGACAUGGAACAGGUCAGGCAGAGAAAGAGGGAUAUUGUUGAGAGUUGGCGGGGAGGGAGCGAGGCGAGGGUGAAGGGGCAGAAGGGCCUGGAGUUGUUCAUGGGCGAGGCCAGCUUCAAGGAUGCGAAUACGCUUACUGUGAAACUCUUGGAAGGCCAGGAGGUUACUGUCGCAGCCGAAACUAUCUUCAUCGACACCGGUGACCGCCCAGCAAGGCCACGACUACCUGGGCUAGACGACGUGGACCAGACCCGGGUACUGGAUUCAACGAGUAUUAUGGAGCUGGGUGCCGUUCCAGAUCACCUCGUCAUCCUUGGAGGCGGAUACAUUGGCCUCGAAUUCGGCCAACUUUUCCGCAGACUGGGAAGCCAGGUUACCAUCCUGCAAAGAGGCAAGCAGUUGGCUCCACGUGAAGAUCCGGAGAUUGCAGACGCCCUUCGCAAGGUCCUGGUGGAAGAUGGCAUCACGGUCCUGCUCAACUCAUCCGCCACGAGUGUGAAAUCUGCUCACCCCGAGGAAGUGUCCGUGGCUUACAAGAAUGAGCAAGGAGAAGAGGCAACGAUCACUGGAUCCCACCUCCUUCUUGCUGCAGGCAGAACACCCAACACGGAUAUGCUGAAUCUACAGGCCGCCGGCGUGAAGUCCGACGCGAGUGGACAUAUUCCAGUUGACGAAAAGCUGCAAACCAACGUCUCACACAUCUACGCCAUCGGAGACGUCAAGGGUGGGCCGGCCUUCACCCAUGUCUCGUACGACGACUUUCGCAUUCUGCGUGACACGCUCAUCUCUCCCUCGCCAUCGCAGCCCCCGCGCAAGGUUUCAGACCGUGUGAUCCCAUACGUCAUGUACACCGACCCGCAACUAGCCCAUGUUGGUUUGCACGAGAGUGAAGCUCGCAAGAAGUAUCCGAAUGCCACCAUCAAGACUGCAUCGAUGCCAAUGGCGUAUGUCGCGCGUGCAUUGGAGACCGACGAGAGCCGCGGUCUGAUGAAGGCGGUGGUCGACGAUGGGACGAAACAGAUUCUUGGAUUCACGUGCUUUGGGAUUGAGGGAGGGGAAAUCAUGAGCAUCGUCCAGACGGCGAUGCUGGGCAAAUUGCCUUAUCCCGUGUUACAAGACGCCAUCUUUGCCCAUCCUACCCUUGCGGAGAGCCUGAACAACGUAUGGGGGUAUCUGAAGUAG